AGGCAUUAAAGAAAAAUCUCUAAUUGAUUGUAUCAAUCUCACAAAGUCACAAUGCUCCCCUUCCUCUCUAAAACCCCUUCAUUAAUGGGAGCAAAAAACAAAGUUCCAAUAGCCCCAAUUUCGUAGUUUAGAAUGGCUACUGUAUCACCAGCAAUUGCAACUUCGCCACAGCCAUUAUCAUUCUAUUUGAAGAAAACCCAUCUCAAUAUCUUACCCUCCCAUUUACAUGGCCCUACUGCUCGAAGCAAUGACCUCUUUUUAAGGUCAAAAUUUCAAAACCGGAAGUAUUUUCCAAUUCCUUCGACCCGAAUUAAAGCUUCCUCAAAUGGGUUUCUUAAUUCAGCUCAUACAAGCAAAGAAGAUGAAAUAUUGCCUUCUUUUGAGGAGGCUCCAGUGAAAAUCCUCUGCUGGGUUGUCUUCUGGGCUUCUUUGUCUCUUGUUUGGUACGCUGCAUCUGGGGACGCUAAAGCGGCUACUGUUGCUGCCGACUCCAUUAGAGCUUCAAGCUUUGGCCUCAAGAUUGCCAAUGCGUUGCGUGGCUUGGGUUGGCCUGAUGAGGCCGUGGUUUUCACUCUUGCAACGCUUCCUAUUCUUGAGCUUCGGGGAGCUAUUCCUCUUGGUUACUGGAUGCAACUCAAGCCUACACUCCUGACAAUAUUAUCUAUUCUUGGGAAUAUGGUUCCAGUGCCAUUCAUUGUACUUUACCUGAAAAGAUUUACUACAUUUCUUGCUGGGAAAAACCAGUUUGCAUCUCAGUUACUUAACAGUCUCUUUGAGAGAGCCAGACAGAAGGCUGGGCCAGUGGAAGAAUUUCAAUGGCUUGGCCUAAUGCUUUUUGUGGCUGUUCCUUUCCCCGGAACUGGAGCAUGGACUGGAGCCAUUGUAGCUUCGAUUCUUGAAAUACCCUUCUGGUCAGCUGUAUCAGCCAAUUUCGUUGGUGUUGUGUUUGCCGGGCUUCUCGUAAACUUGCUGGUGAACCUCGGUCUCAGGUACGCCAUUGUGACCGGUAUCUUUCUCUUCUUUAUAUCGACUUUUAUGUGGCAAAUCCUUCGGAAUAUUAAGAUGUCUUCGAGCGCAUCAAACUAAUGUUGAAUUACUUAUUGAAAUUGCCCCUUUUUCUUUUAGCAUGUCUGGAUUUGUAUGAUUCAUCUAUCAGAAUCUUAAAGGGCAUCUCUGUUAUAUAUGCAAACCCUUAUUCAAUAAUUAAGAUUGUGAUUUUUAGGAGCA
Gossypium arboreum is the source of this 1227-nucleotide messenger RNA. RefSeq lists its product as uncharacterized. The transcript is spliced from 2 exons. Lineage: Eukaryota; Viridiplantae; Streptophyta; Magnoliopsida; Malvales; Malvaceae. Gene Ontology annotation, cellular component: chloroplast. The record is from RefSeq and is a predicted model, not a curated record. The coding region runs from base 133 to 1086 and encodes 317 amino acids.